AUGAAGGAACUGAGAAGGCUUUUCAUAUUCAAAUUGGGAAGAGAGGAUGGAGUGAUGGUGUGUUCGUCCAUUGAAAAGCUCCAAAAUCUUCAAUCAUUAGCCUUGUUUUCAAAAGCAGAAAAUGAGAUCCUGGACCUGCAUCACAUUUUAUCCCCUCCUGCAUCCCUUCAGGAGCUCUCUGUGUCAGGACGUUUAGAAAACUUUCCAUAUUGGAUAAAAUCUCUCAACAACUUGGUUAUAGUUUACUUCAGGUGGAGUCAGUUAAGAGAUGAUCCACUCCAGUAUCUCCAAGAUUUGCCAUGCUUAGUCCGUCUUGAACUUCUUGAUGGAUACGUUGGUGAAGAACUUUGUUUCAAGGCGGGAAAGUUUCAAAGUCUUCAAAAGUUAUAUCUUGACACGUUUGAACCUUUAAGACAGGUGAUAAUUGAGGAGGGAGCAAUGCCAAAUCUGAAAAGGAUAAAGAUUCAGCGGUGCAAAUAUCUGGAAAGUGUUCCAUCUGGAAUUGAACGCCUUACCAAGAUGGAAGUCCUUAAACUUUUCUACAUGAGCCCACAGUUUAUUGAGAAACUGUCUGGUGAAGAUGAACAUAAAAUUGCACACAUUCCAAAAUUACUGUUUUGGGACGAUGAAGUCGAUGAUGCCAACAAAAAUGAUGAUGACUGA
Molecule: messenger RNA, 663 nt
Organism: Fraxinus pennsylvanica
Lineage: Eukaryota; Viridiplantae; Streptophyta; Magnoliopsida; Lamiales; Oleaceae
Source: the annotation of a GenBank genome assembly